GGAGGUAAUUCGAGGAUGGGAUGUCCUCAGCCUCACCGCCUCCGGUUCGCUGCUCUCAGUCACAUGGCACAUCAGAAACCUAACUUUUGGACUAGAAAUGAAAUCGAAAGUGGUUUUAGUCCAUGUUAACUCUCCAUUUCCUUUCCUAUAUAACCUUAAAACGUCGGGGACAUUUCUCAACUCCCAUGACGACGUCCAUGAAAAGCAGUGAACCGACCGGGCACGUGCAGUUUGCAUGAGUACUAGUUCAGGCUGCUAGCAGGACUUAAUCGGAAGACUCUUCGCAUUGCUAACCACGUUUAUUCUUAUAUGCGUUUUUACUUCACGCGUUGUUUUUAUAACCCCUGUUUUGUCUUAUUUUUAACAACUCGCGAUCAAAAGACCAGAAACAAAAAAUCACCGGGUCUAGUUCAGGUUACCAGGUCUUUGGAAACUCCCGACUUUCAGACACAAAACCUCACAUAACUUCAUUGUAACUUCUGUGUGAUCAGGUGUUCCCACUCUCUGGUUACUUUCUUCUGGCUUAUUAUUCGGGUAUUCUGUUGAUGAUCGAGGGCAGACAACGAUACUGAAGCUGCAGAGCCAGCUGCACCUGUCCUCUUUGUGCUCAACCCCUGCGCUAUGAGCAGAGGUAGAGGAGGGUCUUACAAAGAACACCCCCAGAGGCAUAAACCUCCCCACUUGCAGGUCAAGGAGAAUUACUACAGACAGCUCUUUCCGAGAGCUGACCCAGAGCAGAUACCAAAUCAACUUUAUUCCAACAGCCCCGGAUGUCCUUCCGUCCCCUUAAGGUCCCCGUCCUCUAUCCUUCCCUCUGCUCCCCCGAUACCAAACCAUAUUAAUGUGGCCAAUUCUGGAGCUUUUAAUUGUUCUAAUUACCAGAAUCUGGGUUUUGGUCCGACACCAAACUCUUUCCAAUAUAAACAGGCAGAGUUCCUUAGAGGACAGAUUUCAGAGGCGCCGCAGUUUAGAAGCAGUCCUGGAGCAAUAGGCAGCAGGCCACCUAACUAUACACACCAGCCGCAGCCUCACUAUAAUAGAUACACAAACCCCAACAGCAGCCCCAGGAACGACAGAUAUUACAGAGGAUGCUAUAGGCAAGUCCAGAGUUAUUCCUUUCCGUCUCCUUCAGGAUCGUCUCAGGACUUUGUAGGUCCUCGACACCUGAAUCAAAACCAGUCACGAGGGGUUAACCACCAACCAUCCAACAGACAAACAAACCUCCUGUGUGAUAAUUUUCAGAGACUGAGUUUCCAACAAGACAGGGGAGCUGGAAAACGCUUUGACAGACGGUCUUCAUCAGGGAAGUACGCUAAAGGUAAUAUAACAAUAACGCCUGUCAUACAGGAACAAGUGCACAAGGCUUUGAAGGCAGAUGAGGCUAUACCUGCAAAGGUUUUAGCCAAAAAACUGCACUUGCCCAAGAAGGUGGUAAAUCAGGCUCUUUACUCUUUAGAACCGUUAAAAAAAGCAUCCAAACAAGGACUUCUGCCUCCAGAGUGGACUCUGUAUCGAGAAAAUUCCCAGGCUGAGGCAAGAAUAUCAGCUAAACCACAGAGCCCCCCCUCCCUUUUGAGUCUCAGCUCUAAUCAGCAUCAAUCAGCUGAAGCUAAGGUUGACGUAGAAAAGGAGCAAGAGACCAAAGAGGAAGACUCCGACUCCGAAUCUAGUUCUUCUUGCUCUUCAUUAGAGUCCUCUGCCUCUGAGGAUUGCCAGUCCUCAGCAAUAGUUGGAUGUCAAGAGAAUCCCUGUGCUAGCCCAGCUGACCUUGAGUUGAGCUCUGCAAUGAUGGCAGAUCAGAAAGAGAAAGUUUUGAAAUAUCUCUUUGAAUUGGGUCAAACAACCGCUCUCGUCUUGGCAAAGAAACUGGGCCUUAGGAGUGCCAAGCAGAUCAACCCUACCAUUUACGAUCUGGAGAAGCAAGGCGACGUUAUUAAAAAUGACACCAUCCCUUACAAAUGGGAGCUGUCUCCCCAUCGCAAAGAGAGGAUGGAAAGGAGCUUGAAAGCCGCUUCCAUCCCCCAAGCUGGUCAAAUGGAGGUGGAUGUUAAUAGAGAUCAGAAUGAAGGAGGAGCUUUGCCAGGCCUUGAACCAAUACCUAAGCUUGAGAAUUGGACACAAGAUCAACCUCAAGGCAAAAUGACGCCCUCCGCCAGCCUGUAUGAAGACAACACGAACAAUGAGUCACAGUGGGCAAAUGAUAGCAUCCCAGAUUACCUCAAUGCCAUACGGAGACACACAGAUGCCAUCAAACUGGCUGCUGAAAAGGGUAAUACUGUAGGAACCGUUGCUGUCUCUCUGGCGGCUCCUCCUUCCCAGAAUCUUUGGGCCAAAUUACAAGAGGUCCGCUUAAAAAACCCAGUCAGUGGCCUUAUGGAGUAUGCCCAGUAUCUGGGUCAAAGCUGUGAGUUCCUUCUUCUGGACCAGAGUGGACCGUCUCAUGACCCAAGAUUUCGAAUGCAAGUGAUGCUCAAUGGAAGGCUGUUUCCUAUUGCGGAGGCUUCAAAUAAAAAAGUGGCUAAAAAGGAUGCAGCGGCGGCCACUCUGCGUAUCCUCAUCAAAGAGAUGCAGGGAGGAGAGAGCACAGAGGACGAAGACAACACCACCAGCAUGGACCGAGAGUCUGACCAACUCCCUGACCACUCUGGGUCUGUUGAAAACACACAGGGAGGUUCGGCAUCUGGCGGAGUGGAAGGGGCGGAGGGACCCCGCCAGCCCCUGUCCCGCUCUCUGCCUGGUGGGAAGAACCCGGUCUCUGUCCUGAUGGAGUACAGUCAGCGCAGUGGGAAGCCCAUCGAAUUCAUCGCCACUGGGCAAACAGGCCCACCGCAUGACCCACGGUUCAAGUACAGAGUGAAGGUGGGGGAAAACUUGUUUGCAGAAUCAUCAGCUCCAAGUAAGAAGGCAGCUCGCCAGCUGGCAGCAGAGGAAGCCGUCAAAGAGCUAAUGGCUGAUGGAAAACUGCAACUUAACAAGCCACUGCUGCCCCUGGGUCUUUCUGGUGACUGUGAUGAAGGGAGCUCUUCUGGGGCCGCAUGCCCUUCUCUGCCACCUCUUACUGCAGAUGAGCUGCGAGCGGCCCACGAGGCAGGUGUCGGGGAUCUCAUCAAUCACCUGAACAACAACGCUGUGUCUGGCCUGCUGGAGUAUGCCAGAGCCCGAGGAUUUGCUGCUGAGAUCCGCUUGGUGGGCCAGUCUGGGCCACCACAUGAGCCCAAGUUCACCUACCAGGCCAAACUGGGCGGACGCUGGUUUCCUCCGGUUUGCGCUUCCAACAAGAAGCAGGGAAAGCAGGAAGCAGCGGAUGCCGCUCUGCGGGUUCUGAUUGGAGAAGCUGAGAGGGCAGCUCGCACAGGGGAGCUUAUCCCCAGCGAGCUACCAGUGAGCGGCAGCACUUUACAUGACCAGAUAGCGAUGCUGAGUCACCAGCGUUUCAACGCCCUGACCACGCGCAUUCAACACUGCCUUUUAGGACGCAAGAUUCUGGCCACCAUCGUCAUGAGAAGAGGGGAAGGCCUUGGGACCGUUGUCAGCCUGGGGACUGGAAAUCGUUGUGUCAAAGGGGAGGAGUUGAGCUUGAAAGGGGAGACCGUUAAUGAUUGUCAUGCGGAAAUCAUCUCUAGAAGAGGAUUUAUUCGGUUUCUGUACAACGAGCUACUCAAAUACUAUGAUGGCGCAGAUGACAGUAUUUUUGAACCGGCAGACGGGAAUAAACUUCAGCUCAAGUCUGACAUCACCUUUCACCUUUAUAUCAGCACGGCACCUUGCGGAGAUGGCGCUUUGUUCGACAAGUCAUGUAGUGAGACGGGAGAUGAAGUCCAGGGCCACUCGCCUCUAUUUGAGAACAUCAAGCAGGGCAAACUUCGAACGAAAGUGGAGAAUGGUGAGGGAACCAUCCCAGUGGAGUCAAGUGACAUUGUACCCACUUGGGAUGGCAUUCAGCAUGGUGAAAGGCUGCGAACCAUGAGCUGCAGCGAUAAGAUCCUGCGCUGGAACGUGCUUGGCCUCCAGGGGGCACUGCUCACACAUUUCUUGCAUCCCAUUUACCUGAAGUCAAUCACCCUUGGUUAUCUGUACAGCCACGGUCAUUUGACCCGUGCUGUCUGCUGUCGCCUUGCCAGAGAUGGUGAAGCCUUUGCACAGAGUCUGCCCCAUCCCUUCACGCUGAACCAUCCCGAGGUGGGAAGAGUGAGUGUGUACGACUCCACGCGUCACACAGGCAAGACCAAAGAGUCCAGUGUGAAUUGGAGCCUUCCAGACCAGUACAAUGUGGAAGUCCUUGAUGGGACCAAAGGAAAACUAGAUGGGAACAAACAGUCGGUGUCCCGGGUCUCCAAGUCCCGUCUGUUCUGCCUGUUCCGCUCUAUGUGCCAGAAGUCAAAUCGCGCUGACCUCCUGUCCCUGCCCUCCUACGCUCAGGCCAAAAUAUCAGCCACAUCCUUCCAACUUGCCAAACAACACUUCUUUCAAGCUCUCAGCGUCCACGGCUAUGGAGCCUGGAUCGGCAAGCCGCUGGAAGAGAAGAGCUUCGAGUCUGUGGAGGGAACGGGAAACAACGGAGCGUGCACCUCUGUGGAGUUUGGGGGCGGUAGAAACGAGGGGGCAGUGGAUUACAAGCCGGCAGAGGCGUAGAUCAGUGCUUUUCUUUUCUUUUUGAAUGAACAUGCAGGGAUUAAACGGGAAGGAGAGAUGCUGAAAGGGUUAAAGAUGUGUAGGCCAGGAAGAUGGAAUGAUGAAAGGCAAGGAAAGUUGGAAAGGCAUUGGCCAAAAGUUUAGAACAACCUACAAGUUCAUACAGAACAUUGCAAGCAAUUAAGCUGGUGAAAAGUUGCAAAUGAAAGUUAGAGUUAUUUUUAGUUGUAUUUGUGUGCUCACAGCCUCUUGAGUUUAGUUGUCUGUCAUGGGGUUGUUGUUCGGCACCUGGUUGUUGCAUCAGUCCUGCAGGUUCUUGAGUCGUUGCACAAACAGAGCAGACCCAGACCAGUUUCUCUCGACUAAUGCUCUGUGUUUACGUUUUACAUUCUCCUGCAAGGUCUCAAUCUGGCAGUAGAACCAUUCAGACUAGAACUUCAGACUUUGUUUGUCAGAGUGGCAUCUAAUGGGAACCCUUUUCACUCUGUGUGAGGCCUUCUCUAUUUUGCAGCGUUGCCAUUGGUGGAUCCGAAUUGAUUGUUUUUCUAGCACUAAACCAGUUGUCCAAGUUAGAAGUAAUUCUUCCAUGUAACAAGCAGUGAAGUAUUUUUCAUUUCCUGCAAAAAUGACAAAGUUGUUUUUGAAUAUAAUGAUGUCGUGUCACCAAUAAGCUGAGUCCUGCAGAAAUCCUUCAUGGCACACAGCUCCUGCCAAACACAAUCAUCUACAUGUAGUUAUUGUGCUGCAUUUUGAUAAGCCCCAGACAGCUGGAAAUUCUAAAGCUGCAUCCUAAAAAAAUUAUGAACAUUUUGUUCUUUUCCCAUUCAAUUAAACUUUUUUUUUACUCGAAAUCCUAAAACUGCCUUUUCUGCAUGUUAUCUGUCUUAAAGUUCUGGUCUGAAGCUGUCUCGAUGCAUGGCUGGUUCCAGAAAACUUUUUAAAAAAAUCUGAAUGCCCGCCUUGUACUCGUAAAAGAAGUGAUGCAAUACAUACAUUAUGUGUACACAGCUACACAAAUGCACUGACGUACAAUCCAAAGGCCUGAAUGCGUUUUGGAACCAUUCAGAAAAUGUCUAAUCAAAGGUUUCUCUGCAGUGCAGCUGCAGUUUGUGUGUUGUGCUGGGGGUUCAUCACUCGUACCCCAUCUGUUUGUGUAGAAGAGCUCUCAGUCUUUUAUUUUGUCUUGAAUUUAAGGGAACGCUACAAAUGCAAUGCGAAGUGGCAUAGUGUAGUAUCAGACACAUGUUUGUGCUGGAUUUGAGCAGACAGCUCAAUGCAUAAACUGAGCAAAAGCGUGGAAGAAUGGGGGUUUUCAAAGUGGGAUAGACUCCUGCUUUUUCUUCUUUUUUUUUUUUUUUUUGUUUUUUUACCAGCGUGUGACCUUGUCAGAGCAAGCAUUUUGUUUUUUCCAUCCUAAAUUCUGAUGUGUUGUAGUUUUGAUUUUUUUGUUUUUCGGCCCCCAGCUGUGUUCUCUGGUGUCUGUAACUGAUGCUUAUUUCAGUAACAGCUGCCUCUCAAUUAUCUCAAAGCAAACAGGGUUUUCACCCUUACAUCUGCUUUCAGAUAAACUUAAAGAACUCUGUUUGAAUUCUAUUUCCCCAAUUAAUCGUUCGCGUUUAGACGCUGACACAGUUUCCAGUCUCUUAUAUCCCUUGCUUUCCUCUCAUUCUGAUGCUUCAGUCUGAGCUGGUGGUCCUUUCAGCGUUGAUGCAUUCCCCUGUUAUAUUUCCUUUACCUAGAAAAUGACCUGGUCGGUUUUAAAAUAAAGAAUGAGGAUUUUAUGUUUCUGUAGAACACUGCGGGGCAUAUCUAAACUUGUAGCCCAUAAAUCCAACUAUUUGGGGGAUUUUAUUUUAAAAAAAAGUAUAAAACAGUUUAUUUUUUUCAUCAAUUGUUUGAUUGAUUUUUAACUAAUUGUAUUUCAGUUGAAAGCAAAUGUUUAAGUGGUAAUGUACAGAUUUCUGGUGGGCUCAGAUUUCUAGUCCCACUGUAUGCAAAUAUGUAUGUUUUCAGUUGUGUGUGUGUGUAUAUAUUCUGUAAAUCGCCUUGAAUGGCUUUUCUAUGUGUUAAAUUAGGCUUUCAACAGUUUCUAUGUCAGUUUAACGCUUUACUUUUUUUAUUUUACAACUUGAUUCUUCAUGGAAAUAAAAAAAAAUAGGGAGUCUGCUAAAAGUGUCAUUGAAUCCUUAAAGGUGGGAUUGCAUCACUGUAGCAUUGCAAUGUCCAAAUGACUGCUUAAAGCAGACUGUGGACAUUUUAAUGUUUUUUUAAGAAGAUUGGCAUUUGUUUUUGUGCUGCCUAUGCUCCAACAUGGUGUUUCUUACUGGCCUCUUUCUAUCCAGAGCUACAUGUGAGUGCAGUGCUCUAAAGGAUCAGCAGGUGGAAAUGUGUGCACAUCUAAACCUUUUAGGAAAGAAAGACGCCAUGAUGUCAGUCAGCUGUGAGUUUCUCCUCAUGUUUGUUAGAUCCGGGUGUUCAACACCUUUUUUACAAAGUCUCUGUCAAUAUACCAGCACAUUGUAAUGUCUUAAGGUCAUUCCAGGCUUGGUGUUUUUCCACAUCUGGAUGUCCUGAGAAAAAAAAAAAACUGUUUUGGUCGACUCAAACAUCUUCAAUAGAUCAUUUUCUGUCCUGCGUUUGAUCCAUUUGUACAGCCGGUGCACAGAAAACACCAAGCUGACCCAACGCGGUCAAACAGCAGACGGGGAACGGUCACAAAAACAUGAGAAUAUGGAACGGAUGAUGGCUGUGAUGCAUUUGAAUAAAACUGUAAAGCUGCAAAUACAAUAAAGUUUAAAAUAACAAAUAAAACGUGUUUUUUCUACAUA
This is a messenger RNA of Oryzias latipes (Japanese medaka), 7460 nucleotides long. It is a transcript of the gene adar, whose product is annotated as adenosine deaminase RNA specific. The record is from RefSeq and is a predicted model, not a curated record. Lineage: Eukaryota; Metazoa; Chordata; Actinopteri; Beloniformes; Adrianichthyidae. Gene Ontology annotation, molecular function: double-stranded RNA binding; tRNA-specific adenosine deaminase activity; adenosine deaminase activity. Gene Ontology annotation, cellular component: nucleolus; cytoplasm. Gene Ontology annotation, biological process: RNA processing; adenosine to inosine editing.